Messenger RNA from Epinephelus fuscoguttatus (brown-marbled grouper), 2338 nucleotides. RefSeq names its product insulinoma-associated 1a (gene insm1a). Gene Ontology annotation, molecular function: DNA-binding transcription repressor activity, RNA polymerase II-specific; RNA polymerase II cis-regulatory region sequence-specific DNA binding. The transcript has a single exon. Lineage: Eukaryota; Metazoa; Chordata; Actinopteri; Perciformes; Serranidae. Gene Ontology annotation, biological process: negative regulation of transcription by RNA polymerase II; neuron differentiation; regulation of cell cycle process. The record is from RefSeq and is a predicted model, not a curated record. Gene Ontology annotation, cellular component: transcription repressor complex; nucleus. Bases 382 to 1725 code for a protein of 447 amino acids.
GUGUAUAGGGGGGGUGCAAUACAAUGAAACCCUCAGGUACAUCUGCUUUGCAAUCUGCAAAUCCUCCCUCCAUCACCCCCCUCCAUCAGCCUCUCCAUCCUCCCACACCCACUCCCCAAAUCCACAGGGGACCUCGGCUCCUUCUGAUUGGUCGGGGAUGAGUCAACGAGGGGGGACGGGAACAAUGUCAUCAUGUCGCCUUAAAAAGAGUGCAGCUAUGUUGUGGUGAAAGCACCUCGGGAGGAGAACAGAGGAUCAAUAGCAGCAGGAAACAACAACAAAAAGACGCAUCAGAUGUUUCUGUCCGCCAGCGGCUGAAAGUGGAUUUCUUCUCCCCGCAGCAGCGUCCAAAGUGCCUUCAGCUCUCCAUCCAGCGCGAACAUGCCGAGAGGAUUUUUGGUGAAAAGGAACAAGAAAACCAACCCGGUGUCCUACCGGGUCCGCUCCGAUGAAGAGGAAGCGGAGCAAACAGCUGCUGAUGCGCCGCCGCUGUCCUCCUGUGCACCUCUCGCCUCCUUCCCGGUGCGCGCACAGACGCCGACGCCCACCUGCGGGGCGGCGGCCACGGUUCCGGAGCAGGUCGCCAGACCGUUGCAAUUCGGGAACCCGGAGGCUGUGUACCAGGCGCUCUACAGCCCCACCCGCCCUGUCAGCCAGGACCAUGACCGCUCCUACUUCGAGAGACGCUUCAACCUCGGAUCACCAGUUUCCGCGGAGUCUUUCCCUACACCAGCAGCGCUCCCCGCUUUGGACCACCUCUUCGCCCCGGUGGACCUGAAAAUCGGCUCCAGCAACAGCAGCCGCACCGAAACAAGCGCCACAUCCACCGCGGCGCUCCCCACCGCUGGGACCAAACGGCCAUCCAACGACACCGAGCGCAAAGGCAAACCGUCAUCCAAGAAAACCAAAGCUAUCCGGAAACUGCACUUUGAGGAUGAUGUCACCACAUCUCCGGUUCUCGGGCUCAAGAUUAAAGAGGCUCCGGUGGACCAGAAGACACCCAAACCGCAGCCACCCGGAGGUGACAACAUCCCGAUGGGUGAAUUCGUGUGUCAGCUGUGCCGGGAGGCGUACGCGGACCCGUUCGCUCUGGCGCAGCACAAGUGCUCCAGGAUAGUCCGGGUUGAGUACAGGUGUCCCGAGUGUGACAAGGUGUUCAGCUGCCCGGCUAACCUCGCCUCGCACCGUCGCUGGCACAAACCGAAGCCGCAGAGCGGAGCUCCCGGUGUGCAACAUUUGGAGAGCGACAAGGCGGCUGCGUGCGGUAAGACAGCGCCGGAGGAAGCUAAGGAUUCUAGUGACAGGGACACACCCAGCCCCGGACCGUCCGAGUCCGGCUCAGAUGAAGGGCUGUAUGAUUGUAAUCACUGUGGGAAAAAGUUUAAACGCCAAGCGUACCUGCGGAAGCACCUGGCGUCUCAGCACGGCUCCCCAAAACCGGCGGCGGAAGACGAGGACGCGCCGGUGUGCGAGCAGAGCGCGGCGCCGCUGAACCUGAGCUCCUCCACCUGCCACCCGUGUCCGGUCUGCGGGGAGAACUUUUCCAACAGAGGCAGCCAGGAGCGGCACAUCCGCCUGCUGCACUCCUCACAAGUGUACCCGUGCAAAUACUGCCCCGCCGUCUUUUACAGCUCCCCGGGACUCACCAGACACAUCAACAAAUGCCACCCGUCCGAGAACCGGCAGGUGAUCCUGCUGCAGAUGCCGCUCCGCCCCGCCUGCUGAUCCGGGGCUGCUUUCACACUGUCAGAUAACAACCAAGUCCAGCCUUGUUUCAGAAAGGAUUUUAGGGUUACACUGCAAAAAUACCAGUUUGUUUUUUAAAUGUUGGCUCCUAAAAAGUACUUUUUUAAAACCGUGUGACAUACAUAUGGCACUUUGGUGAGAAGAUGUAGGCUAACUCUGUUUGACUUUACUGUGAUGGGAGUGAUUUAUUUUCUUGUUUCUUAUUUGGUUAAAAAAUCACCAGAUUCUAAACAGAUCUCCUAUUUUAACACACUGAACUCCAAAUUUCUUAAACACUUCUAAAAUAACGUGUCUCAUUUUGCCUUAUUUGGGGAAUUUAAUUCAAGUAAAUGCACAAAUCACAUAAGAAUACAGAGGCAUUUGUCCUUGCAUCACCAUUUCCUGGCAGCUUUUGAGGUAAAAGAAGAAAUGAAAGGGUAUUUUUUGCAGUGUGACUCCUACAGUAACGAUAAUGUGACUCACAUGCACCAAUUUGUAGAGGUCAGAGGUCAGCCGCUCACCUGCAGCUGGCAGGGAUUCAGUGCCUUGCUCAAGGACACUUCAGCAGGUUCUGGGUGUGUGUUUGAACCCUGCCCUAUAACGCCCCCCCCCC